GGUACCCUGCAAUGGAUGCGCCAAAGGACGCAUCUCCGGCACCGAAGCUGCACACGAGGCUGAGGGUGUGGGAGUUUGCAGACCGCUAUGUAUUUGAGCCGGUCGAUGGCCUUGCCGACCUGUACCUCUCAGUAAGCCGGACCAAUGGAUCUAUGAACCUAGUGCAAGAGCUGCCACCGCGUGGCCCCUCGGCAAAUCCAAAAGUUAGGAUAGUUUUUGGUGUGAUAGGAGUGCUCAAACUUGCAGUCGGAUCAUGCUGCCUGGUCAUCACUGACCGUGAUUGUGUCGGAUCCUACAUGGGACAUGCUGUUUUCAAAGUUACAGGACUAAAGGUUCUGCCCUGCACUACCGCAUCUUCGGCCGAGCAGAAAAAGAUGGAGACCGAGUUUUCAGACCUCCUGGAUGCUGCAGAGAGGAGUAUAGGCCUGUACUUCUCCUAUGAGGCCAACUUGACACUUACUUUACAGAGGCUAUAUGAUCUUGGCGACACGUUCAAGGCACUUCCACUUUGGAGACAGGCAGAACGUAGAUUUAUGUGGAAUGGUUACUUGUUGGAGCCUCUCAUUGAGAACAGACUGGACCAGUACCUAUUACCGGUCGUUCAAGGAAGUUUUCAGAAUAUACAUGCAGAAGUUGGAUCAGAUAAAGUACUAGUAACCAUGAUUGCACGCAGGUGCACAAGAAGGAUAGGUACACGGUGUUGGAGACGAGGUGCUGAUCCAGAGGGCUAUGCAGCAAAUUUUGUUGAAUCAGAGCAGAUAAUGCAAACAAAAGGAUAUACAGCAUCCUAUGUACAAGUCCGAGGCUCUAUGCCUUUUCUGUGGGAGCAGAUAGUUGAUUUGACAUAUAAACCCAGUUUUGACGUUGUUAGAGUAGAGGAGGCGGCUCGUGUGCUUGAGCGACACUUUCAUGAUUUACAAAAGAAAUAUGGAGCUGUCGUGGCUAUUGAUCUUGUCAAUACAACUGGUGGUGAAGGCCGCCUCUAUGAAAGAUAUGCAAAAUCGAUUGAGCCUAUUCUCAGUGAAGAUAUAAGAUUCAUACAUUUUGACUUCCAUAAAAUCUGUGGUCAUAUUCAUUUUGAGCGCCUUUCACAGUUGUAUGAUCAAAUUGAAGAUUAUCUUAAGAAGCAUAAGUACUUCCUUUUGGAUGAUCAAGGCAAGAAAAUUGUGGGGCAAACUGGCACUGUCAGAACAAAUUGUGUCGAUUGCUUAGAUCGUACUAAUGUAACACAGAGCAUGGUUGGAAGAAAAACUCUUGAAAGCCAGCUCCAGCAACUAGGUGUUCUUGGUGGUAACGAUACAAUCAGCAAUUACCCAGCUUUUGAUGCAGAUUACAAAGUUUUGUGGGCAAAUCAUGGAGAUGCAAUAAGCACUCAGUACUCUGGUACUCCUGCUCUGAAGGGAGACUUUGUCCGGUAUGGGAAACGGACUACUCAGGGAAUUUUUAAUGAUCUGUGGAAUGCACUUGCUAGAUACUACUUUAACAAUUUUGCAGAUGGUACUAAGCAGGAUGCCAUGGACCUUCUUCAAGGACAUUAUGUAUCAUCAGUUAGUCGGGACAUCGCGGUUCCAAGCAAACCCGGAGUUAUGCAGUCCUUUCGUGUUGCUUUUGCAUUGAUAUUGUGCGCUGCUGUGUUCAUGAUUCUGUCACUACGACAAGCCCGGAAUGAUCUUCGCCAUUUGGUGGUAGCACUUGUGUGGGCCGGUCUGUGCAUUGGCAUUGCACUAUAUGUCAAAAAGAACGGUAGGAAGUUCUGCAACCGACCUCGUUUUUACCUGUCACGCAAUUGACCGAUGCACGAAGGUACCUUUACAUGUAUGCCGAGUGAUCACGGUAGCUUGUCGCAAGCUUCUCACAGCAUCUUCUGUUAUGUGAAGAUUUAUUCCUAGAAUUUUUUUUCUUUUCUUUUCUGUAGGGCACUUGCCCUCCCCAAUUUUGUAUCAAGGUCUAUUCUGGCACACCCUCCCCCUUCCCAUUUUUGGAUCGGGUUUAACCCCGCCUUCCUGCAAUUUUGUAUUUAAAUUCUGUCCCUGUCUCACUACGGCACAGUUUGUUUAGUUUGGCAUAAUUGUAAAUCCCCAUUGUGAUACGAUAGCAAUGAAUUGAUGCACACGCACUAGUAUUUGAAA
Hordeum vulgare subsp. vulgare (domesticated barley) is the source of this 2129-nucleotide messenger RNA. RefSeq names its product phosphoinositide phosphatase SAC7-like. The record is from RefSeq and is a predicted model, not a curated record. Gene Ontology annotation, biological process: phosphatidylinositol dephosphorylation. Gene Ontology annotation, molecular function: phosphatidylinositol-4-phosphate phosphatase activity. The coding region runs from base 12 to 1790 and encodes 592 amino acids. The transcript has 18 exons. Lineage: Eukaryota; Viridiplantae; Streptophyta; Magnoliopsida; Poales; Poaceae. Gene Ontology annotation, cellular component: endoplasmic reticulum.